This is a messenger RNA of Plectropomus leopardus (leopard coralgrouper), 7459 nucleotides long. RefSeq names its product leucine-rich repeats and immunoglobulin-like domains 2 (gene lrig2). Gene Ontology annotation, molecular function: protein binding. Lineage: Eukaryota; Metazoa; Chordata; Actinopteri; Perciformes; Serranidae. The record is from RefSeq and is a predicted model, not a curated record.
GCGCUUUGUUGUUCUUGCGGGACAGAAAGACGGAGAAUAUUUGUUGUAAACAACCCACAUGAAGUAAUUAUACUGUUUCAUAUCGUUCGGUGUAAUCAAACGCUAACCAAGCGUGGAGUUUAACCGAUGUUGUGUGGUUAAAAGUGGCGUAUUUGUGGGACCGAAUCAGCUCAGCGUUGAGCUAGCAUUAGCUUCCCCGGGAGGGUGUCCACUGUCCGGAUUGGAGCGGAAGGAUUUCCAGGCUCUGGGAAGAAGGGGAGAAAUCUCUGCUGGGAUGCUUCACGCAAGUUGGGAAAAUAUGUAUUUUAAGGUCCCGCCUGGAGUCAUGACACUAUCAACCAAAAGCGUGUCUUCUUUUGACUGAUAUCAAAUCGCAGGGACGAUUUGAUGGUGGUUUUGUAACAGUUAACGUGCCAGUUUAGCGAGUUAGCCACGUAGCUACGUAGCCCUCAGUAGGAAGACAUUUAAAAUGGCGGAGGGUUGGCCCAUUCCUUCGGCCCUUGUCUUCAUGCUGCUGAGUUUGACUGCCUGGGCUCUGGAGUCUUGUCCCGCUCCUUGCUCGUGUACUAAAGGACAAGAUGGGGUCCAAGUUCUGGACUGCAACAGAAAAAGGCUGUCCACGGCUCCUGUGGACACACCAGAUGAGAUAACACAAGUCACCAUGAAUCACAAUGAGCUGACGGUUCUUCCUUUUUUUGGAGAUGUUUCCUCAAAUAUCACGUCGCUGUCAUUAGUCCACAAUCGGAUCUCAGAGCUCUCGAUGCAUCAGCUGCAGCCAUACGUUUCCUUGGAGACACUGGACCUGACAUCCAACUCCAUCUCCGAGCUCAAAGUUGGAUCCUUCCCCUCCAUGCAGCUGAAAUAUCUGAAUUUGAGUAAUAACAAGAUCAGCAUCCUCGAGCCCGGCUGCUUUGAAAACAUCUCCAGCUCCCUGCUGGUGCUGAGGCUGAACAGGAACAGAUUAGCUGUGCUGCCAUCCAAAGUCUUCAAACUUCCACAGCUUCAGUUCCUUGAAAUGAAGCGUAACAAGAUCAAGAUAGUGGACAGUUUGACAUUUAAAGGAAUGGACUCGCUGAGGUCACUGAAGAUGCAGAGGAACAGCAUCACUAAGCUCAUGGAUGGAGCCUUUUUUGGACUAAACAACAUGGAAGAACUAGAGCUGGAGCACAACAACCUGACUGAGGUCAACAAAGGCUGGCUGUAUGGACUCCGCAUGCUGCGUAUCCUACGGGUCAGCCAGAAUGCUGUCGGCAUCAUCCGACCAGACGCCUGGGAGUUUUGCCAAAAGCUGGAGGAACUAGACUUGUCCUUCAAUCAUCUCACGAGACUUGAGGAGACGGCGUUCGUAGGAUUAGGUCUCCUGGAGAGCCUGAACCUCGGAGAAAACUCCAUCAGCCAUUUGGGAGAGGGAGUGUUCAGUGGCCUGGCAAGCCUGCGCACCCUAGAUAUCCGCAAUAAUGAAAUCUCCUGGGCCAUCGAAGACUCCGUUGGUGUGUUUGAUGGAAUGAAGAAGCUGAACACACUAAUCAUACAGCGGAACAAAAUCAAAUCAAUCACCAAGAAAGCGUUCGAGGGCCUGGAAGAGCUGGAGCACCUGGACCUCAGCAAGAAUGGCAUCAUGUCGAUACACCCCGAGGCGUUGUCCCAUAUAAAGCUCAAAGUGUUCAUCCUGAACACGAGCAGCCUGCUGUGUGACUGCCACAUGCAGUGGCUGGGGCCGUGGCUGACUGACAGCCAGUUCCAGCAGUCUGUCUCAGCUGUCUGUGCUCAUCCUGCCAGCCUGCUUGGUCGCAACGUCCUGUCCAUCAGCUCUGAAGAGUUUGUUUGUGAUGAUUUCCCCAAGCCUCAGAUCACAACUCAUCCAGAGACGUAUGUGGCGCUGCGGGGGAACAACGUGACUCUGAGCUGCGUUGCGUCCAGCAGCAGCGAUUCACCAAUGACCACAGCUUGGCGGAAGGACGGGGAGGUGCUAUAUGAUGCAGAAGUUCAAAACUACGCCCAGUAUCAGGAGGGAGAGCUGAUAUACACUACUGUGCUUCACCUCCUCAAUGUCAACUUCACUGAUGAGGGGCGCUACCAGUGUGUGGUCUCCAAUCACUUCGGCUCCAACUACUCCAACAGGGCCAAGCUUACUGUCAAUGAGCUGCCAUCCUUUCUAAAGACUCCCAUGGAUCUGACAAUCCGAACUGGGACGAUGGCCAGGCUGGAGUGUGCUGCUGAAGGCCAUCCAUCACCGCAGAUUGCUUGGCAGAAGGAUGGAGGCACUGAUUUCCCUGCUGCCCGGGAGCGCAGGAUGCAUGUGAUGCCAGAUGAUGACAUCUUCUUUAUCGCUAACGUCAAAACGGAAGACAUGGGGGUGUACAGCUGUACGGCUCAAAACGCAGCUGGCAGCCUGUCUGCAAACGCUACUCUCACCGUCCUAGAAACGCCGUCCUUCAUGCGGCCGCUGGAAGACAGGACAGUGGCCCGCGGUGAAACUGCUGUACUUCAGUGUAUAGCUGGAGGCAGCCCAGCCCCUCGUCUCAACUGGACCAAGGACGACGGGCCUCUGGUGCUCACUGAGCGCCACUUCUUUGCUGCAGCCAACCAGCUCCUUAUCAUAGUUGAUGCUGGGCCUGCUGAUGCUGGGAAAUACACCUGCAUUAUGUCUAACACUCUGGGAACAGAACGCGGCCACAUCUACCUGAGCGUCUCGCCAUCACCCAACUGCGACACCGGCACGGGGUACGACCAGGACGGCUGGACCACCGUGGGCAUCGUGGUGAUUGUGGUGGUGUGUUGUGUGGUCGGGACCUCGCUGGUCUGGGUGAUUGUCAUCUAUCACAUGCGCAGGAAAAGCGAGGACUACAGUAUCACCAACACAGAUGAGAUGAAUUUGCCAGCAGACAUCCCCAGCUACCUCUCCUCUCAGGGUACUUUGUCAGAGCCUCAGGAAGGCUACAGUAAUUCUGAGGCUGGCAGCCACCAGCAGCUCAUGCCUCCUCUCUCCAAUGGAUAUGUCCAUAAAGGCACAGAUGGUGUGUGUUAUGGAGACACAGGCAGCGAGGUGGACACGGAGGGGAAUGGCAUGCUGCACUGCAGGGUUGGCUCUUUGUUCACUGGUCGUAGCAGCUUCCACCCUGGAGAGCCGCGAGACGGACUAGCUGGACUCCCCACAGGAACUGCAGGUCCGCUGGUCAUCUGCUCUGACUGCUACGACAACGCCAACAUCUACUCUCGCACACGGGAGUACUGCCCCUACGCCUACCUCGGGGAGGACGACCCGCUGGACAAGACCCUGCCAGGCCUGAAGGAAAGCUUCAGUGAGCACGCCCAGCACGAGGACACGGCGCUGGAGAGCCUCAUUAGUAACCAGGACUCCUCCGUCUUUCUCACCUCUCAUGACAAAAGGUUGAGCAGCCACACUCCCCCGGAGCACUACACUAAUGAUUCUCUUAGCAGAUCCUUCUGGGGAGAAGGCGAGGACCCGUCCUCGAAACCCCAGCCAGGCGCGUCGCAGCACCCAGUGACAGUACACAGGACGCCACCUCUGCCCUCCGCUGCCGACGGGGCAGAGGAACAGAGUGAAGCAGAGGCGGACUGUUUUCCCAGCCAAUGCACACAGGACCACAGAAGUGCCUCUAAUAGGACUAACCCUCAGGAGCAUGCUGCUCCCACAUAGGUCCUUACACUCCACCCACGUUCUGCCUCUGAGUCCUCGUUGCUGCACCCCCCUCCUCCCUUCACCCACUACCUCCAAAGAGACUCCUCACACUCUGCCAAAGAUGCUCUCUUGUAUGUUUACAUUCCCUUUUCACUCAAGAGGACAUGCUGACGUUCUCCACUGUGGAGAGGCCGCUGUGUCAGGCCAGAGAAAGGGACCAGUGAUUAAACUGACCUCCUCCUUGACGCCUCCACCUCUGCAGGACCCCUGUUCUCUCACAUCCUCCACUCUUCUCUGUUCUCUGUCUAGAGAAAGCCAUGAAUGUAUGCUUUAAAGAGCCAUGUCGGAUGCUGCCGUGAGAGAACGCCAAGACAUGGUCGAGUCUUAUUCGAGCUCCGUCCCGGCUGCUGUGGGGCUGAAAUCUUUUUGCCAGUGCACUUGACACUGGCAGCUUUGUCUCAUCAUUCCCGGUACAGACACCUGUUGGAGCAGCCUACAUGACUUUAGUAGAAAUUACAAACCACCUAUUCCAGAGCGGGCAAAAUGGCGGUUUAAAGAGAUGAUAAUUGUAGUUCCCUGACCAGCAGUUUGUGGUUGUUAAUAUAGGAAAGAACAUUGAAAUGUCCCACAUUCCCACAGCCAUCCCGACUGACUCAAAGCUAUUCUAUCUGGUAUCUAGUUAUGCAAAUCCCAGAGACAGUGACACCAAAAUGUGGUGUAUAUUAUAAAUAUAUAUGAAUAUAUCCUAUAUCAUCUUUAUCGGAUCUUGUUUCAUGUCGAUUGCUAAUUACUUCAUUUUUAUGUCUUUGUGAUGACAAGCAGUUUGGGGAGAAAGCGUACAGUUGUUUUGCACAUGUGACAAUCAUGGUUUAGCUGGCUAUUUUCUAAUGGUUGUCUUUCAGAUGGCCUUUUUAACAAGCGUUCUCAGUAACCUCGAUCAGGUGACAUUAUGGCUUAUAUAUUACAGUAUGCACUGAUUUGUCCCUCUCCUUUAUCAUAUCUUACAGGCACUUAAUUUAACGGUGGUUAACUUUAUUAUGCAGUGUGCAUGCCGUUUUACAUCGUCCUUCCGCUUUUAUCUCAAAAAAAGAUAAUGAUCCUACCGCAGAUAUUGAUUAAGCCGAGGUUUUCACUUGGGACUGUGAAAAAUGAGAAUGUAUUGUAUUAUUUUAUACAUGUAUGUAUGUAUGUGUACAUAAGGCGAGUAAUCUAUAAAAUUCUACGUCUUACUAGUCUGUUUGCAGAGAGGUUUGAGACAUAAGCUGCAGUAAUUUUAAGACUUUAUUGGUCCAGCGUUACCCUGAAGUUUUGAUCGAUCUGAAAACGUAAAUGCCUCUCAUGUAAAAGAACGUUUUUUGUGUUUUGUUUUUUAUGAGCAAGUUGGAUAUCAUGAGUUGUCCGUAAAAAUCCUCUUGAUUAUUGCACUUCAGAGUUGCUCAGAUGUGAUUGGCUUUAUUUGGGACUCUCAGAUGACUCAUCUGUUCAAUGUAUUUAGCAAAUUAAACUCGGUUGCCUCAACUGGUACACCGAGCUAAAAUGAAUGCAGUUUACUACAGCAGUCCAGCCAUGAAUCUAAAUGUCAUAAAUGUUCAGUGUUUUUGAGAGAAUCUUUAUUCAACUGUAUGGUCCUUUGGAGGAUUUAGUUUGAGUUAUAUUGACAGGUGCCUUUGUUAUUUUGUCCGCUACAUCAGUGAGGGUAAGUAACACCUCUCUGGAAAAUGUAAUACAGUUCUUUUAAAGAAUGUUUUUUAUGUGCAUUUUUGCCUUUAAUAGGACAGCUGCGAUAGAAUUGAAAGGUUGGAGAGAGAGAGGGGGGGGGGUGACAUGCAGCAAAGGGCCGCUGGUUGGAGUCGAACCCCAGCGACCGCAGUCUAAAAAGGGGCACACACUCUACCAGGUGAGCUCGAGGUCUCCCCAGUUCAACAGCAGCACAAACUACAGCCUCCAAAGUGGUCAUACAGUUAAAUCAACACCUCUCUACAGCUUAAACUAAACAUUUUAACUUUCAUGAAGUAGGAUUCAACAUUGUUUUCUUCCAUGUGUGCACUCAGAAAUCUCUUUAUUCAUUAGCAGUUUUAAAAAACAACAAAAACUUACCUUAAUUGUCAAAAAAAACCAACCCUGUUAACUCACCCCGCUCUCAAACUUGAGGCAAACACGUAGUUGGAGUUUUGGCCACAUCCUCUUAACGCCACCAAACUAAACUCCUGUUUCCAGGAAAACUGAAAUCCUUUCUCUUUAUUCAUCGUUCUGUCUCCUGAGUGCACUCCUGAGCUGCUUCCACCAUCAACCCUUCAAAAAAUGAUUUGUUAAAUUCUUUUUUUUACCCCUCCUUCAAUCUGGCAAGUUGCUAGAUUUACUAGCCUAACAUGCCUCGGGGCAAAUCGUUACUCUUUAGCUCUGAGGAAAGCAGGAUUUGUGUAGGACUGUUGUAUCAGACUGCUGUAGUUUUAGUUAGCUGUACCUAAAAAAGCAGCGACUGAGAGUUUAUCAUACUCGUUCUUCAUGGACACAAUGUCUGACAAUGAUAUUUGAAAGUUUAUUUUUGUUAUUGUGAUUGUUAUGUUCAUCAUGAGUACUGCUACAUUCUGCUCUUUUAUUUUUGACCAAGAAAGAAAGGGUCAUGUUCCUUUUCUCGCUCUUUUUGUAGUGAGAGUUCAAAGAUGCUGAAUUCAGACACUAAAGUCAAUAAUGCUGAAAAGUUAAUCUGCCGUGCAAAUGUGUGAUGUUGUAGCUUGAUGCUAUAUUUUCCAUGUAAUGUCACUAAGUGUAACAUGGUCAUAAGGGGUGUAAGGACACGUCCAUCUAGAUAGUCAUUCAAAUGAUCAACAUUCCAAAAUCUUCGGUGCAAAUUGAAAAUAUCUGUAAAUAUCAUCAUCUUUAAUAUGCCCCUUUAUUUUGAAAUUACCAUAGCAUGACCAUGCCACCAUUUCUGUGCAGACACACGUUCUUGUGAAACAUCAUAACAAUGUUAGCCGCCUUAGCGCCAGAAAGAAGUUGAAGAUCAACUCAUAUUAAUCACUGAAUUGAAUUAAAUCAAAAUUGUGGCAGACUUUGUUAUAUCAGCAAAUAUAUCGUUGUCCAAAAAAUCGAUAUAAUUAUAAUUGCUCAUCAUGUCAUAACUUGUGAUUUACAUCCCUAAUGACCACAGAAUUAUUGUUACUUCUAUGUCAUCAAUUACUAAAAAUUGACUACAUGUAUUGGUACACCUCAGUGGUACGUGCAGAUGUGAAUUGCAUAUUAUUCUUACUCUCUGAUGGAUCUAACUCAUAUUUUGUCGAUCAUCCGCUUGCCUUUAAUGACCAGAUCAGCACAUUCCGAGCCUCUUCCUCUGAAUUCCAAAUUACCAAACCCACCUCUAAAAAAACACGACUUUUAACUAGUUCCUCUAUAUUUUGAAACACUCCCUGCCUCAGUGGAAGCAGAUUCUUGUUGUUUCAUGUCUUCUGACUGUUGGCCGAGGUCAAUUUAAUGCCCUCUUUCAGCGACUGAGAAAGUUCAGAUGAAAACAUGCAGUGAUAAUUCAUCUUAAUGGAGCUACAUGUUGGGAGGGUUUCAUACAUCCGCCAACACAGCAAAACAUAAGUGCAUUUGUAUUGUUUUAUUCUCUGAACGUCCUUUAUGACUUUAUACCAAAGGUUAGCAGUAACUGCUCUGGCAAUAUCCAAUGCUGCUUUUUUUUGUAUUGUUGAAGUUUUGCAUUUUGUUUUCAGUAGUAUUUUUGGACUUUGUUUACUUGUACAUUCUGUAAAGCAUGUCUAAAGAGCCUUUUUGUUACGUAGCCAUUACUCUGACAUUAAACAUGAAUUCUGAUAA